AAAGCUCUGCACAAAUGGCGCCGGCCCAGUCACAGGCCAUGCCGGGCGGCGAGGCCAAGGGCUUCGCGGCAAUCGCGCAGAAAUUCGUCCUGACCGGCACGUCGUCGAUGAUGGCGGAGGGCGCGACCUUCCCGAUCGACAUCACGAAGACGCGCUUGCAGCUGCAGGGCCAGCCGGACUUUGUGGGCACCAAGCACGGCUUCGUUGGCAUGAUGGGCAACAUCAUGAAGAACGAGGGCAUCGGCGGCCUGUAUGCGGGCGUGACUCCCGCCAUCGCGCGGCACAUCCCGUACACGGGCUUCCGCGCGAUCGGGUACGAGUACAUCCGCGCCUUCUUCUGCGGCGAUAAGCCCAAGGAGCAGGCGCCCCUCCUCGCCAAGAUGGCGGCGGGCAUGACUGCGGGCGGCAUCGGCCAGGCCAUCGCCGUGCCGUGCGACCUGAUCAAGGUGCGCAUGCAGGGCGACGGGCGGCUGGUCGCGGCGGGCAAGCUCGACAAGCCACGCUACACCGGCCUCUUCGACGCCUUCACGAAGAUCAAGGCGGAGGCCGGCAUCGGCGGCUUCUACGCCGGCUGCUCCCCCGCCAUCCUGCGCGCUGCACUCGUCAACCUCGGCGAGCUGACCACCUACGACUCCGCCAAGAAGGCCAUCGUCGUCUACACGGGCGACAACCUGAAGUGCCACCUCGCCUCGGCCAUCUGCUCUGGCUUCGUCGCCUCGCUCUGCUCGACGCCGGCCGACGUGGCCAAGUCGCGCAUCAUGGGGCAGGCCAAGCUGCCCGACGGCACCAUGCCGUACAACGGCACCUUCGACUGCUGGGCCAAGGUUGUUCGCAACGAGGGCCCGCUCGCCCUGUACAAGGGCUUUGUGCCCGGCUGGCUGCGCCUCGGCCCGUGGCAGCUCGUCUUCUGGGUGUCGUACGAGCAGCUCCGCAUCGCCACCGGCAUCGGCGGCUUCAAGUAGAGCGCCCUGCCGCGGAAGUCAGCGCGCCUGCGUGCAUGCACAUGCGCAUUCCCCUGCAUGCACGCGCGCACGUGGCUGGGGGGAGCGCCGCCGCCACUACUACGCCGUCCCGCCAUGGCCGCGCCCUGCCCGAGCCGAGCGCAGAGCCGCGCCGUCGCGCCCCUACCGACUCGCUGCCGGCCGCCCGAUGCACGCACACGACGUCGUGCCGUGUAUCGACCGUAUUUUGUGGAGAGGUGCGUUGUGAGAGAUGUUGUCGUGUGUGCGGGAUAUAUCGCGAGAGAGCUAGAGUCUCGGUGUUGUACAGCGUUUUAUUACAAUUCGCCGCUUCGAGAUGAGCUCACCGGACGCCGCGAACGCAUGUGCAGUGGAUCCUGCAGAGUGCAGUGGAGAUCGGUCCGAGAUUGUCGUCGGCGCCGCGCGCGGCGCGCGCACACACGCGCGCAGCCGCAGGCGACCGCGAGAGCGAGAUAUGCAUAUGGCCAAUCCAAAACCCCGAGAUGCGAGAACGAUAAACGCUCAGUCGAAGUCUAGAGGCCCCCUUUUCGCGUCGGCGAUCAGCGCCCUAGCCGCUCCUUGGCGCCGUCGGUGAGGCCCUGAACCUUCGCC
This is a messenger RNA of Emiliania huxleyi CCMP1516, 1571 nucleotides long. Its product is annotated as mitochondrial carrier protein. The coding region runs from base 15 to 962 and encodes 315 amino acids. Lineage: Eukaryota; Haptophyta; Isochrysidales; Noelaerhabdaceae. The transcript is spliced from 4 exons. The record is from RefSeq and is a predicted model, not a curated record. Gene Ontology annotation, biological process: response to cold.